Molecule: messenger RNA, 2874 nt
Organism: Passer domesticus (house sparrow)
Lineage: Eukaryota; Metazoa; Chordata; Aves; Passeriformes; Passeridae
Product: A-kinase anchor protein 8-like
Cellular component (GO): nucleus; nuclear matrix
Molecular function (GO): protein kinase A regulatory subunit binding; DNA binding
Source: RefSeq, a predicted model, not a curated record
GUCGCGGGAAACCCGAUGAGCGACAAAAGCCGGCUGCCAAUGGGAGGCGCAAACCGCGCGGACCAAUCAGCGCAGGGGAGGCGGAGCGGCGCGUCCAAUCAGCGUGAGGGGGCGGGGCCGGCACGGCGCCGUUACCGCCGGGAAAGGGGAGGAGGCGCCGCCAUCAUGAGCUACGGGUACGGAGAUUGGAAUUCAGGCUCGAGCAGAGGGUACGAGGGCUAUGGCUACGGCUACGGCUACGGCCAGGAGGGCUCCGGGGGCUUCGGCUUCGGCGGCGCCGCCGGCAAUUCCUGGGAGCUCGGCAGCUCCGAGCCCGACGGGGCCCCGAGGGCGGCGACGGCCCCGGGAAGCAGCGGCAGGAGCCGGGAGCCGGGAUCCACGGCGAGGCCGAGGGGCUGCCGGGACGCGGCUACGGGGCUGCACCCGAGAGGUGGGAUUGGGAUUGGGAUUGGGAUUGGGAAUGGGGGAGCCGGGAUCCACGGCGAGGCCGAGGGGCUGCCGGGACGGGGCUACGGGGCUGCCCCCGAGAGGUUUGACCCGUACGAACCCUACGAGCGACGCGCGCAUGUGAACGAGCACCGGGAUCUGUACCGGGCAGCCUUCGACUACCCCGGCGAUUAUCCCAACGAUUAUCCCAACGAUUACCCCAACGAUUACCCCAACGAUUACCCCAAUGAUUACCCUAAUGAUUACCCCAAUGACUACCCUAAUGAUUACCCUGAUUACCCCAACGAUUACCCCACGAUUACCCCGACUAUCCCAACGAUUAUCCCGGCGAUUUCCCCAACGAAGCCGAGCCCGACGCCAGCGACUUCUACGGGCGGGCGCCGGGGCGGGAGCAGCACUUCCCGGGCAAAUUCCGGGAGGGCUUCGGCGCCCGGGGGGGCUGGGGGGGCCGGGAGCGGCCCGCCGGGGUUCCCGGCCCGCGGGGGCUGGGCCGAGCCGCGGGGCCCCCCCCGGCGCCUCCCGUCGCUCUUCGCCCACAACAUCCUGCCCGAGGCCGGCGCCUGCCGCGGCUUCCCCGGCGCCUUCCGCGGCCUCAAGAGGAUGAGGAGGGGCUGGAAGGCCUGGGACGCCGACUUCAGGCCGCAGCGCAAGCGGCCCCGCACGGGACUCGCUGGGGCGGCGGCGGCCGCAGCCGGGCGGCGCCGAGGAGCGGAACCCGCGCACGACGGCUCCGACAACUCCAGCUCCGACAACGAGGAAGGCACGGAGGGAGAAUCCGGAGAAAAGGAGGAAUCCAGAGGGGUGAGAAGGGAGGAUGAAGAGGGAAGAGAUUCUGAGAAAGCAGCCGAGGAGCCCUGCCCGCUGUCCCAGCUGCGGCAGAAGCUGCCGGCCGCCAGGAAAGCCCAGGAGCGCCAGAAGAAGCGGCACCGCGACCGCAUGGUCGAGAGGAUCCAGUUCGUGUGCUCUCUCUGCAAGUUCCGGACGUUCUUUGAGGACGAGAUCCGGCAGCACCUGGAGAGCAAAUUCCACCGGGAGCACUUCCAGUUCGUGGGCACGCGGCUGCCCCCGCACACAGCCCACUUCCUGCAGGAGUACGUGGCCAACAAGACGCGGAAGACGGAGGAGCGGCGCCGCGGGAUCCGGGACAUCAACGCCGUCAUCCAGCAGAUCCAGAGGGAGCAGGACCUGACCCAGGAGCUGGGCCUGGAGCACUUUGUGCGCAAGGUGGAGGCCGCUCACUGCUCGGCCUGCGACCUCCUGAUCCCGAUGCACUUCGGCUCCAUCCAGAAACACCUCCGGUCCCCGGAGCACAACCACAACCGCCGGGCGAUGCUGGAGCAGUCGAAGCGCGCGUCGCUGGCGGUGGCGCGGAGCAUCCUCAACAACAAACUGAUCAGCAGCAAGCUGCAGCGCUUCCUGCAGGGAGAAAAUCCCUUCACGGAUGAUGCCGAGGAGAAGGAGGAGCACGAGGAAGGGGAAGGAGCAGCCGAGGAAAACCCCCAAAAUCCCGAGGAAAACCCCCAAAAUCCUGAAGAAAACCCUGAAAAUCCCACAGAAAAUCCUGAAAAUCCCACAGAAAAUCCUGAAAAUCCCACAGAAAAUCCCCAAAAUCCAGAAAAUCCCACGGAAAAACCCCAAAACCCCGAGGAAAAUCUGGAAAACCCCACAGAAAAUCCUGAAAAUCCUGCGGAAAAUCCUGGAAAUUCCACAGAAAAUCCCCAAAAUCCCGAGGAAAAUCUGCAAAACCCCACAGAAAAUCUGCAAAAUCCCACAGAAAAUCCUGAAAAUUCCACGGAAAAUCCUGAAAAUCCCGCGGAGAAUCUCGAGGAAAAUCCCCAAAAUCCUGAGGAUUCUGAAGAAAGUCCCAAAAAUCCGGAGGAUUCGGAGGAAAAUCCCAAAAAUUUGGAGGAAAAUCCCGAGGAAAAGGAAAAUCCCGAGGAAAUUGCAGCGGCCAAAAAGCAGGAAAAGGGACCAGGGACAGACACAGGGGUGGAAAAUUCCCCAAAUUCCCCAAAUUCCCCGAAUUCCCCGAAUUCCCUGAAUCCCGAGGGGUCCCCGGAGGCAGAGGAAGGUUCCGGAAGGUUCCAGGAGUGAAUUCCUGCCCCAGGGAGAGGGACCCGGAGGCAGCCCUGGAUCAGCCCGGCCCGCCUGGAAUUCCUGGGAAAAACUGGGAAAAACGGAAUUUCCUUGGAUUUUUUGGGAAUUCCUGGGAAAAAAAUGAAUUUCCUGGGGGUUUUUGGGAAUUCCUAGGGAAAAAAUGGAAUUUCUUUGGAUUUCUUUGGGAAUUCCUGGGGAAAAAACUGAAUUUCCUGGGGUUUUCUGGGAAUUUCUGAGGGGAAAAUGGAAUUUUGUGGAAGAUUUUUGGGAAUUCCUGGGAAAAAAAUGGAAUUUCCUGGCAAUUUCUGGGGGGAAAAUGGAAUUUCCUGG